Paramisgurnus dabryanus is the source of this 2664-nucleotide messenger RNA. Lineage: Eukaryota; Metazoa; Chordata; Actinopteri; Cypriniformes; Cobitidae. The record is from RefSeq and is a predicted model, not a curated record.
UCGAGAAGGGAAACACAAGAGAUCGUAGAUUUAAAGGAGAAACAGUACUAAGUUUUUAGUCCUGCAUUUAUAGUCAAACGAGAUUUUAUAUUUGUUCACUCAAUAUUUUUUUCGUGUUUGAUUAUAGCGCGACAACUGUGCGCUAAAAUCGUUCAGGUUACAUUUUAAAGGGGUUGGGGAGGGGGGUUAACAUGUCGAUCCAGUACGAGGCACCGCUGGCUGACAGUUACGGGGUAGCGGACUCGUUCCCCAAAGACUUCGGAUAUGGAGAAGAGGAGGGCGACAUCGAGGACGGCUCUACAUCCUCCGACAGCAAACCGAGGAUCCUGCUGAUGGGGUUGCGCAGGAGCGGAAAGUCGUCUAUUCAGAAGGUGGUGUUUCAUAAAAUGUCCCCCAAUGAGACCCUGUUUUUGGAGAGCACCAACAAGAUCUACAAAGAUGACAUCUCCAGCAGCUCUUUUGUCAACUUUCAGAUCUGGGACUUCCCUGGACAAGUCGACUUCUUUGACCCGACCUUUGAUUAUGAGAUGAUUUUUAGAGGAACCGGGGCCUUGAUAUUUGUCAUCGAUGCACAGGAUGACUAUGUAGAGGCCCUUGGUCGGCUCCACCUAACCGUGUCACGGGCGUAUAGGGUAAACCCAGAAAUCAACUUUGAAGUGUUCAUCCAUAAAGUUGAUGGCCUGUCUGAUGACCAUAAAAUUGAGACCCAGAGGGACAUACACCAGAGGGCUAAUGAUGACCUUGCAGAUGCCAGUUUGGAGAAACUACAUCUCAGUUUCUAUCUAACAAGUAUCUAUGAUCACUCCAUCUUCGAGGCAUUCAGUAAAGUGGUGCAGAAGCUCAUCCCUCAGCUUCCCACACUGGAGAACCUUCUCAACAUCUUCAUAUCUAAUUCAGGGAUUGAAAAGGCCUUCCUGUUUGACGUCGUCAGUAAGAUUUACAUCGCCACCGACAGCUCACCAGUGGACAUGCAGUCCUAUGAGCUCUGCUGUGACAUGAUCGAUGUGGUCAUUGACGUCUCCUGUAUUUACGGUUUAAAGGAGGAUGGCAGCGGCAGUGCAUAUGACAAGGAGUCUUUGGCCAUCAUCAAACUCAAUAACACCACAGUGCUCUACCUGAAAGAGGUCACAAAGUUCCUCGCUCUAGUCUGCAUACUGAGAGAGGAGAGCUUUGAACGGAAAGGACUGAUAGACUACAAUUUCCACUGUUUCCGGAAAGCCAUUCACGAGGUGUUCGAAGUGGGUGUGUCCACCCCAAGAACAAGCAACCAGCCAGAUGGCACUCCUCUGAAGACUGUUGCCUUAAAUGGCACCCCCUAGGAGCACUGUGUAGAUGGAUGGAGAUUAAGUAAAUGAGAGUGUAGAGUCGAUGGGUAAGGUUAAAAAACAAAGAGAGAGAGAGAGACUACAGGAUGGGAUGCAUACUGAGGCGGGUGACCGCAAUUACUGCUCCCAAAAGCUUCAAAAGCAAAGCAGAAGUCCUGAAAUUCACUGGGGGAAAAAACUUGCUGCAGUGGGCGGGGCUGAUGCUGAAAUAUAACAUGGAUAUGCAAAUGCAAAGCAACAGAAGGAUGUAAGGGAAUGGGCACAAAAAUGUGGAUCAUUGUUUGUGUUACUUAAAGGCAUUAACAAACUGUUCCUCAAGAAGAAAAUAAAAGACUGUAAACAAGUAACGCAGUGCAAGUCACUGGAAAUAAAGCACAGCUAGAAACCCCCUCACUCUGUCAGGCUGGACUAAUGCUGUAUGAUAUGCUGCUAACACAGUAGCCAAGUUUAAAAAUGCGUACCUGUUUAGUCCUCAACAAGUGAAUGUGGCAGAUGUCUGUGAAAUUUGUGGUACACCUAACUGAAGUAAGCUUUGGUUGAGUGUACCCAUUAACUUCUCAAGCCUUAUGUAGAGGAGGCCUGUCUGAUGCAAAUCUCUUGCACACACAUACACAAGCGGUCACCCAUACUGCCCCAGGUUUACUAGAAAGAGGGAAAAAAAAAGGGAUUUGAGUGUGGCUUUGAGUUUGUGGAGACUGCGUAUGAUGUGGGUGUGUGUUGGAGAGAGUGGUGUAUCUACAUGAACGUGUCUACAGGUUUAGGGUCCACAUGGAGACUGAGAAGGUCGUUCCAUUUGACCUCCUGGAACACUGUGAUCGCAUUUACCUCAGUGGAUGUGAGGGAUCCUAACUAAACUCAACCUGCUAUGCUGUUCAGUACUGUUGCCCUCUGGCUAUAUAGUAGGCUAUCUUCUGUGGCAUGUAGCUCAUGCGAUUAAAGGACAUUGUGAGAUUAACCUAUUACUUACAUUCCGGUUUUAAGGUGCCAAGACUCACAUUAACUUGCAUUAUAACUCGCUAAUCGUCACCUUCACUGUUCCAUUUACCAAUCAGCAUGCUUUGGAGAAAGUCUGCUGUAAAUGAAAGGUAAAGAUGACUGAAAUUACAUUAAAUCCAUUAAUUCCAUUCCAAGCAUGUCUAUAGACUAGAGAUACUUCAUGUUGUCUUGCAAUCAGCUCAACCUUUCUAGUUUUGUUUAAUGGGAUAUGCACUACUUAAACAAGAAAACAAACAAAUCAAGUUUGUUUGGGAUUCUUGUUUCUCAGACUACAUGUAGGGGAAAUUAUGUUGCAUUUUGCCAAAGUGUUACCAUUCACAAAAAAUAAAACGUGUACAAACAC